CACUGUCGCAUGUCAAUGAUCAUGGAUAUCUCAUAGUAUCAUGGACCCUUUAUCGAUAGCGACAGGAUGCGCCACUCUCAUUUCAACCAUUGGGUCCCUAUCACUGUCCAUCAACUCCUUUGUUCGCACUUGUCGCGAAGCCCGGGGUGAUCUUGACCGGGUGGCACGUGAGCUGCUCUCUCUACAAACAGUCCUUGAACUCAUCCAGGAAGAUGUGGCUGAUGAGAGCAAGACAUUUCCCACGACUCUCGAACAACAUGUCUCGGGUAUCGUAACCAAUUGCAACUCGGUGGUCGUAGAGCUACAAGAGUGUAUCACGAAAUAUGGCGGCGAUAACCGACUCAAAUCCAAGGCUGGUUGGGCCAUCAAUGGACAAGGAGAUGUCGCAAAACUGCGCUCAAAUCUUGAGGCUCAUAAGGCAGCAUUGGAGUUAGCUCUGGAUAUGAUAUCACUGCACGUUACCAAAGAGAUUAAAAACGACACAUCAGCGAUUCUUAAUGAGACGUCAGCGAUAAAAGAUGACACGGCGCAAAUUCUGGAAGAAAUACUUCGCCUUCAGCAACGAUUACCGAAGCAAGGAGGAAACGACUACAUCCUUCAGAACUUUCUUGAGGAGAUGACGACAUAUACUGAGAAGGCCAUGGAUGGCGCAUCUAUCGAUGGAGGAGAUUCUAGCACAAAAGCACCAUCUUUUGUUCUUGAGAAAGAGGAAGGGAGCGAUAAGCCUUCCGAUCCUGCUUAUCUUUCGGACUGGGAGCUGGAUUCUGCAGCGAGCGAUCCAGUGUCAUACAAGUUGAAGAAGAAGAGAUGGGAAGAGCAAAAGCGCGAGGAAAGGUUGGCUGAAACAAAGCUGAAAGACGUCCAACGUUCGCUCGAGUCUCCACAGCAGCACAUCCAACAGCCGAUCGCUUUCCACCAUUCAGGUCAUCGGCAACCUUCCGAGGAAGAUGAUGAGCUUGUAGUACCGCCCGAUGACGCUUACCUUGAGGAAUGGGAGAAGUCCUCAGUAGAGAGUGAAACAAAAUAUUGGGAGAAGAAGGAGAAAGAAUGGCAAGCUCACGUAAAUCAGGCAUAUUUGGGCGAAGUCGAGCGUUUAACGACUUCAGCCCAGUCUACAUCAUCACAGGACGAUGCACGAGGAGUCGCUGGAAUCCAUUAUCCAGACCAUGCAAGAGUUCAUGAGAGGCAGAUAUUUGAGGACCGAUCAACCGAAACCAGUCAAGCCGCCCAGGAACGACAGUUCAAACCGGGUCCUGCAAAAUAUGACAGUAAUGAAAGGUACUCUCACGACUACGAAAAUGACGAACCUGAGGUAACGAAAGGUGUCUCAACAAACGCAUCGAAGACAGACCGCCUUACCCUUUCCGGAUAUGACGUAUUGUCAGAAAUGCCAGACUUCAGCUACUUGGGGGUUGAGACUUUCCACGGCAAAUUAGUGAUCAACUGGCCCAUGCCAACAGCGGUCACAGAUCUCUUGUCUGAAGAUUACUAUAUCGAAUCCUCCUGCAAUAGCUUCACAGCUUUGACGUGUUCAGCACAAGAGUUACCCUCGCAGAAAGACACUCUACGACCGAAGCGAUAUCUAAAACCUAGAGACAUCAAAAUUGUCUUCUACAUUCCAGUGACGACGAUGACUACUUCUUCUGUUUUCAAACGCCAAUGGGAGUUUAUCACCACUGCAGUUGUUGGAUUGACGCAGCGUUUGGAGCUUGGCGACGAUGUCCCCCCUCCAUGGCAUAACAUUGUCAUUGUCGUUGAGGGACCUCCAAGAUGGGAUGGAAUUCACCCUGAGAUCGAGAUUAUUCUCACAGAGCUGGGUAUACUGUACAAGACAGACAACUUGGUUAGUAAAGUGGAUGGUGUCUUACUGGAUCCGCCUUAUCAUAAAGAUCAUUGCAAAGUCUUUGGCAAAAUGAUCUGUGGGACAAUACACGAGGUUCGUUGAUUGCUUCAGGAGGAACCACACUCUUCUUGUUCUAACGUCUUGAUAGUAUACAGUACAACCAACAAUCCGCCCCCAACACGCCUAUACCAAGAACAUCAUGGGUACUGAACCGCUCCAAGUAAUUGCAGUGGCUCCGCAAUGGUCUCAAACGGACUGGGCAUCUCAUAAACCAGCCCUUCCGUAUAACUGGGCAGCAGCUGUUUGUGGGGUAUUGAAACCCGAGUUCAUCAUGUCUUUACCAGAGCAUGAGAUAAGAGUGAUACCGUCACCUGGGGAGUUUCUCAAGGGCGUCUGGAUGUGUCAAACACGGUUCAGGACGUCGAAACACGAGCAAGUCAACCAAUGCGUCUUGACUUCUCCCGAUCAGUUCCAGGCAGAUCGUAAGAAGAUGAUCACGUGCUCAGAAGGAGCUCGAGGGUUUGCUAGAAGGCUCUUUGGAAAGUCUUAGUUAAGUAGUUGCUACGAAUAUACCAUUUGAAGUUAUUAAAAAUUCUGG
Molecule: messenger RNA, 2441 nt
Organism: Fusarium odoratissimum NRRL 54006
Lineage: Eukaryota; Fungi; Ascomycota; Sordariomycetes; Hypocreales; Nectriaceae
Exons: 2
Coding region: 41-1945 (634 amino acids)
Source: RefSeq, a predicted model, not a curated record